Molecule: messenger RNA, 1044 nt
Organism: Liolophura sinensis
Lineage: Eukaryota; Metazoa; Mollusca; Polyplacophora; Chitonida; Chitonidae
Source: RefSeq, a predicted model, not a curated record
AUGACCCAGGAGUCUCUCACCAAUGCGGUCGCUGGACAGUCCUUCUUUAUGGAGUCCAGUCAGGAGAAGACUUUAAACAUCUUAACAGAGAAGAUAGCUGCCAUGGUCGCCCAGGAAGUCAAGCGGACAUGUCCUGUAAAGUAUAAGGGGGAGGACUUGACAGUAGAGGGAAGGGUUCGUUCUGGCUCCUCCUCCAGAGAAAACACACAACAGACAGACAUAGCGGGUGCGGUCUAUACUCGCUGGGGACGGACAAAAUGUCCCAGCUAUUCUACCACUUUGUACCAAGGUUUGAUGGCCGGGUCACAUUACCAGCACAAGGGUAGCGGUAGCAACCAUUUGUGCCUUCCUGUAAAUCCUCAGUGGAACAAGACUUUUGGCGGAUACCAGUUUGAAGCUUACCUGUAUGGAUCUGAGUUUGAGAUUUCCUCAAACCAUCGGAUCUUCCACCAGACGAACUCAGGCGGGGAUUUCUUCCACCAAAGGGACAUCCAGUGUGCUGUCUGUAACACACCGGGCAGAGCGAGUCACGUGAUGAUCCCAGCCCGCCUGGAGUGUCCAAUCGGAUGGACCGUGGAGUAUCUUGGGUUUCUCAUGGCUUCACAUCAUACUCACCGCAGGUCUGAGUACGUGUGCGUGGAUCAGGAUCCAGAUACUCACCCCGCCACCGCUAAAAACGUCAACGGCAAUCUGCUGUAUAUUGUAGAAGCCGUGUGUGGCCCACUGCCGUGUCCAAACUAUGUUGACGGUUAUGAAGUUACUUGUGUUGUUUGCACAAAAUAAGUCGAAGUUUUCGUUAAAUAACUAUUAGAUAUUUGUAACUUUGGUCAACAUUUAUACGGAUUUAAUAUCUUUAUUUCAAAAGGUGUUUUAGGCCGUAGUCACAAAUCCGUCUCAUAUACGAUGUCGAUCAGAGACAGCAGUUUAACCAAUCGGCGAAGGAUGUCCAUGCCAGUCAGAAAACAAACCCAUUUACUCGGUUGUAUUUUGCACAUUACCUUCUAUAUACUCGUACGACAUCCUGCUAAAACUAGAGCAUUGGCC